Messenger RNA from Orcinus orca (killer whale), 6598 nucleotides. It is a transcript of the gene TIMM10B, whose product is annotated as translocase of inner mitochondrial membrane 10B. Lineage: Eukaryota; Metazoa; Chordata; Mammalia; Artiodactyla; Delphinidae. The record is from RefSeq and is a predicted model, not a curated record. Gene Ontology annotation, cellular component: mitochondrial intermembrane space chaperone complex. Bases 90 to 407 code for a protein of 105 amino acids. The transcript is spliced from 5 exons.
UCUGUCCCUGGGGAGUCACGAGAGGUCACUUCCGGGGCGUUACCGAGAAGCUGUGAAGGAAGUGACAUAGGGCACGCGCCGGUGGCGUGAUGGAGCAGCAGCAGCAGCAGCAACAGCAGCAGCAGCUCAGAAACCUGCGGGACUUCCUGUUGGUCUACAAUCGGAUGACGGAACUCUGCUUCCAGCGCUGCGUGCCCAGCCUGCACCACCGAGCUCUGGAUGCUGAGGAGGAGGCCUGUCUGCACAGCUGUGCUGGGAAGCUGAUCCAUUCCAACCACCGCCUCAUGGCCGCUUACGUGCAGCUCAUGCCUGCCCUGGUACAGCGCCGCAUCGCAGACUACGAGGCUGCCUCAUCUGUGCCAGGUGUUGCUGCCGAACAGCCCGAAACCUCGCCAUCAGGGAGCUAGUCGUCCCCAACCCCGGGAAGGGAGGCACUGGAUGGACCCUCAUAUUUAAGGAGCCAGUGGACCUUGGGCUGGGUGCGACCUGUAUAUAGAAAGUGAGGAGUUGCCUGAGAGCUGGGUACUGUUGCUCCUUUUCCUGGAGCUAAUAAACCCACUUUUACUUUGUUUGGUUUAUAUUCUGGGCAAGGAAGCUUUGCCCACUUGAUUGACACCAUCUUUAUUAUUCUGUCAGGAUGCUUCAGCCCUGGCAGCAGAGAAAUUGCCUUCAAUGUGUAGAAGGAAAACGUCAGCAUUCCCAGGCACCUGGUUAAAGCGACAUCUGUGGGUACAAUUUUAAGACUGGUAAUAGCGACAAGAAGUUGGUUUCUGCCCAGAUGACAGAAAAUGGGAACUCUGUCUAGCUGUCCUUAAAUCUGUCUGACUUAAAUGGCUCACUUAGAGAUAUCUAAGGACAGCAGAUUAAGAAUCCACAGGGCUUUUAGGCGCUACCUCCUGGGAAGUCAGUAGCCUCAGACAGAGAUGAAACCUGUAAGAAUUCUGGGGUGUUCUGGAACGUCAACCACUUCCUCAAGUUGUUACUUACUUAAUAUUUUCUGUCUUCUUAGGAUGAGCAGUAAAAUCUUUAAACAAAGAAGAUCUGUGUGCUUGUCUUCAGGAGCAGUCAGAAAGGGGAAAACUUGUGGAACCGUAUUCUGCAAUACAGUCAGACUCGAGGGAUAAAAACCUAAGGGAGAAGUAGAUGGUGAUGGUUAUGGGAAAAAAAGGAAGAAAGCCAAAUCUUCAGGACUUCUUGAAUGUUACCUUAAUGUCUCACUGCUUGUCUGUAAUCUCCUGAUUCCAUCUCUUCCUCUACCCCAGAUUGUUCCCACUGUGCCUGUUCUGUGAUUUCUAAUUCCAGCCUGUCUGUUCUUUCCUCAUUAUUUCCCUCAGUGUGGAAUUUACUUCUGUAUUCAGCAAUCUGAGUGGCCUAUACAUCACUGAAUUUUCUUGCCAUUUUUGUGUCCUUUUUGUAUCAGCUGUUUUAACAUUUCUGUUCCUCCAUUCACACUGCUAGAGAAAAACAAAGCUGUGUAGUGAAUGCCACUAAAUAUUCAAGAUCUCCAACCUCAACCAAGCCCUCGUUACAAACAAGCAACCCUUUGUGAGUUCCUGGUCUGUUUGCUCUCCUAAUCACUACAGCAGUUAUUUUACACCUUCAUUGCUCUCCUUAAUCCCCUGCCUCAUCCUUGACUAUUCCCCAUCAGGUGACCAUGUUUGAUUUUUAAAAUGGAAGUAGAACUUCUUAGACAUUGGCUCCUACAAUCAUUUAAAAAAAAAAAAAAAACGAAAUAAAAGAAAACUUACAACCAUCCACAAAGCAGAUGUUUCCUCUCCUGUACAGAUCAGGGCAUUGAAAUUCUCUGGUAGCAGACCCUGUCUGAAAAUGCAGACCUGUCUUUAAAAUCUUUUACUACACCAGGCUGCCUUUCAAAAUAUCUGUUGAGCACCCGCUUUGUAUAGGUUCUGGUCUUGGUAUUAUCCCCACUUAACAGAUGAGGAGGCAAGAAUUCAGUAUGUACCAGAAGCCCACCUUAUACGCAGUUACCUAUUGAGAAAAGUGGCUCUCAUCAGCUUUUUGCCUCAUUAGCUGAACAAAUCUUGAACAGAAAGGUUUGCUAAGACCCUUCCUUAAUAAAAAAAGUUGUUGAUCAGGAACUUUCCUACUGAGUGGCUUCAUGUCUGCCCAAUAAAGUUCUCUCCUUGAAAAGUGUAAAUGCAGGUAAAGCAGCUUGUGAACUUUGCAAUUCCCAGAGACAGGAUUGGGGACCUGGGAUAUUCUGAUAGUGGGAGGAUUCUUCUCCAUCAAUAUUUAUGUAUAUCCCUGCAAUAAACUUCCACUGUGAAUUAUCUAUGUUUCCAUGUCACGUAAUUAGUAAUUGCUGGAGAAGGGGUAGGAACACAGAUCUGUCUGACUCUAAAGCCUAUGUCCUUUGAACUUCCAGAGCUUAUAUUUGCCUGCUCAUCUGCAGUCAACUUUUCCCUAGGCAUGGAAAGACAAGUGUCCCUCAGUCUGAUCCACCAAGACUUUUUAAUCUCUUCUUUCCUUUCUGUUUAUAAAUAGGUUCAAUACUUAACGAAAAGUACCUUCUUCCUACUAUCCGUCUUCCUUUGUCACUGAAAUCUCCUUGAGGUCUUACCAUGACGUCUUAGCCAUUGGUAUAAUGAGCAAUGUGAUGUUUCAAGCACAACACGAGGAUAAAUGUUGACAAAGCUUUAUCCCUUUAUCACAAACACAUAUUUGAGACAGGGUUGUUCUUGCUAUUGUGGCUUCAGAACUUAACUGCCUACUCCUUUGCAAAGUCUAAUUCCUUUGAGCCUAUUCAACUGUAUCACCUCUCUUAUUACUUAUCUGUAGUAACUGCCACUCUCCUACUUUCCUCUGCAGAGCUAGCCGUUGGUCUUCCUCUUGAUACUUUAAUGUUACACAAGACAGUCCAUUCAGUGUUUUUUGUCUCUUAGUUCCUUGACCCAAUCUCUAAUGAUUUCUACUCUGUCUUGGCUACUCUUACUUACAUCCUUUCCAUUGUCCACCACCCCAAACUGUUCCAUCUUCAAAACACUGUUACUUGCAUCUUAUUCACUGACUGUAUUCCUUCCUCUGUUUAUUGGACUAUUCCUCUACCAUUUUUUUUUUUUUUAAUUUCAAUGCAGCGUUCAGACCAUUGCUUCUACAUUCUCUCCAUUAACACCUUCCUGUCUUUAGAUUCCUGUCGAGCUUAAAUUCUAGUCAUUCUUGGGACUUCGCUGGUCGUCCAGUGGUUGAGGCUCCGCACUUCCACUGCAGGGGGCCUGGGUUCGAUCCCUGGUCUAGGAACUCAGCUCCCGAACACUAUGGGGCGUGGCCAAAAACAAAGUCCUUAUGAAAUUCUAGUAAUUCUUUUGGAAUAGGCUAAAUUUCCUUCCCUCUCAUUUCUUUGUUGGGCCUGGGUAAAAUGAAACAUUUGUGCCUGCAUUUGGACAUCUAAAAACUGCCCAAGGUAAUGACUAUAGAGCAGAUUUAUAUCGCUAUGAAUCCAUGGUUAUCAACUUCAAAUGGAGUCUGAGGCCCUGUAAUCCCACUAGAUUUUUCUAGUCGUCUUUCCUGUUCCCUGCAAUGACUAUUUCAAAUCAAUAUUCCUUUUUUUAUAUAAAUUUAUUUAUUUUUAUUUAUUUAUUUUUUGGCUGCAUUGGGUCUUUGCUGCGCAUGGGCUUUCUUUAGUUGCGGUGAGUGGGAGCUACUGAUCAUUGCGGUGCGGUGCGCGGGCUUCUCAUUGCAGUGGCUUCUCUUGUUGCGGAGCACAGGCUCUAGGCACGUGGGCUCAGUAGUUGUGGCUCAUGGGCUCUAAAGCGCAGGCUCAGUAGUUGUGGUUCACGGGCUUAGUUGCUCCACGGAUCUUCCCGGACCAGGGCUCAAACCCAUGUCCCCUGCAUUGGCAGGCAGAUUCUUAACCACUGUGCCACUAGGGAAGCCCCAAACCAAUAUUCUUAAGCCUCUUAUUAUCCCCAUGAUUCUCUUCACUUUCCGCAGGUAACCUUAUUUUAACUUCAUAGGCAAAAGUAAAAGCUAUCAGUUAGGAACUUCCGCAACAUCUUGCAACUCAAAACUUGGUCACCCAUCUACAUCUGCAUCAUUCUCUCCUCUUUCCCUCCUGUCUAAACAGGACAAAUAUCGCUCAUGGCCAGUGCCUGUUCCUGUGCACUGAAUCCUAGUCCUUCCUUCUUUGGAGAUCUCUGACUUUUUCCCACUUUACUAAAUUCUCAUCAGUGUUUAAGCAUGCCGAAGACUCCCGUUACAGCAAACAAACCACUCUACCUCACAGGUACCGUCCAGUUUUUUUCCAUUUUACGGCUAAACUCAAAACAGUGGAUACUUUGGUCUUCUCCAUUCCCACUUCUCCCCCCACCCUAUUUUGACUUCUGUAACCUUUAUUCUAUUGAAAUAGUUCUUCCUGAGGUCACCCUAGCUCACCAAGUGGCCUUCAUAUCCCUGAAUCCAGUGGUUAUUUCCUCAGCUUACUUCACUUCUUAGUGGCAUCUGGUACUAUCGACUUGUUCCUCAUGGACACUCUCACUGGUGUCUGUGAUUCCACUUGUGUUUUCACUACUACCUCUGGCCACAGCUUCUUAGCCUCCUUUGCGGGCUUACCCACCUCCAGCCAUUAAAUCUAAAAGUUUCUCAAGGUCCUAUUAUUUCUCAGUGUAAUUUUUCUGGGAUUGUUUCAUCCCCAUUUUGAGCGUUAGUCACUGAUAAUUCAGAAGUGAAGUUAUCAUCAGAGAGUAAAGCCAAAGAAAAUGGAAGAUGAGAAAGUACAGCAGAAGGUUUGAAAUAGUCAUUGCACAGAAUGAGAGAGUGAACUGACAAAAGGAACAUAAUUAGAUUAUUAGGUAGUGUUGAAGGCUCAGUAGAGGUUACUGAACAGAAUUCCCUUUUGGCUUUGUCUGUCUGGAAAACUUUUUUUAACUGAAGUAUAAUUGAUAUACAUAGUUAUAUUAGUUUCAGGUGUGCAACAUAGUGAUUUGACAUUUAUAUACCUUAUGAGAUGACCGCCACAGUAAGUCUAGUCACCAUCUGUCACCAUUUAAAGUAAUUACAAUAUUAUUGACUGUAUUCCCUCCUCUGUGUAUUACAUCCCCAUAAUUUAUUUUAUAACUGGAAAAAACUAUUAUUUUAAGGCCUAAAACUUUAAGGCCUACCUGUAACUCUUCCUUGCCUUUUCCAGGAAGGAUUCUUAUUUGUGCCCUCAUUGAACCCUUUUAUGUCUCGUUCACCAUUACGUCCACAGCACUUGGUAGAGUGCCAUAAACAACAACAAAAGCACGCAGCUCACACAGCUAGGUGUGUCCAUGUGAUCGAGUGAUGCAUGCAUUGCCAGGUUGUGCCCUUAAGGGUAAGGGUGGGCCUUCUCCUACUCUUUCCCCCAUCUCACUACUUGGGAUGAGGCCCAACACGCAUGGUGGUGAACUGUCUUGGACCUUGAAGAUAAGGACCACUUCCUUGAAGAAGGCAGAACAACUAAAAGGCUGCCAUAUUAGCCCUGGAGUACUUAUUCCUGGACAGUUGUGUGAGAGAAAAAGGAGUUUUCUCUGGCUGGAUGCAGAAGAGAAUGUCAGAAAGAUUUGAAACAUAAGAAGGAUUUGAGGCACUGCUGCUGGUUUGAAGAUGAAGGUGCCAUAUGGCAAGGAAGACAGGUGGCCUCUAGGACCUGAGAGUGGCCCCUGAGGCCCAGGAGGAAACAGGGACCUCAGUCCCACAACCGCAAGAAACUGAAUCCUGUCAACAACAAGAAUGAGCUUGGAGGAGGAUUUUCCCCCAGAGCCUCCAGACAAGAACUCAGCCCAGAUGACCUUUCAGGCUUAUGAUAUCCUGAGCAGAGAACCCAGUCAGGCCAUGCUGGGCAUCGAUGUACAGAACUGUGAGAUACUAAAUGGAUGUUGUUUUAAAGCUGCUUAGUUUGUGGCAAUUGGUUACACAGCCACAGAAAACUUCUGUCUUGUAAAUGAACCGUAAGCAGAGAUGUACUGUAUGAAGGCUCUGGCUGGGGCGGGGGGGGGGGGGGGGGGGGGGGAGCAUGCUCAGUGUGAUCCAGGCACAGAGGAGUGGUGUGAAUAGGGAUAGAUGGUCAAAAGGCCACAGAGGUAGCAGCCAGCUGAUGAGAUAGCAAAUUGUAGGCUGUGUAGGACUUUGGCUUUCCUGAGGGAAUGAGAUGAUAAGGCAUUAGUGAGUUUUGAGCAGAGGAGUCAUAGGAUCUGCCUGUAUUUGAAAAAGGUCACUGGCUGCUCUGAAAAGAGCAGAUUGUAGGGGCAAGGGAGGAAACAGAGACCAGUUAGAAGUCUAUGGAAUAAUCUAGGUGAGAGGUGAUAGUGGCCUAGACCAAGGUUUAGCUCUUAGGGUGGUGAGAAAUAGUUGGAUUUUGGAUAUAUUUUGAAGCUAUAGCUUAACAAAAUUUGCUAAAGCAUUAGACAUGGGAUGUGUGUGGGGGGAGAGGGGAGUCAAAGGUGACGCUAAAUUUUGACCCAAGCAACUGGUAAAAUGGACUUGGUAUUUACUGAGAUGGGGAAGACAGUGAAAGGAACAGGUUUAUUUGGAAGGAGGCAGUUAGGAGUCUGGUUUUGGACAUUUUAAGUUUUUAAGUUUGGGAUUCUUAUCAGAUUUAUAAAGCAGAGGUGGGACUCUA